Messenger RNA from Gadus morhua (Atlantic cod), 1875 nucleotides. RefSeq names its product zinc-binding protein A33. Lineage: Eukaryota; Metazoa; Chordata; Actinopteri; Gadiformes; Gadidae. Gene Ontology annotation, molecular function: zinc ion binding; protein binding. The record is from RefSeq and is a predicted model, not a curated record. The transcript is spliced from 2 exons. Bases 308 to 1723 code for a protein of 471 amino acids.
UUUUGAGGAUCCGUAUCAAAACAGAAUGAAAUGAGUUGACAAUGCGGUCUUGAUAUCAGGCUAAAGCUAAAACCGAUUAAAAACGCUUAAAUCGGCAGAUUCUUGGUCAUUUAAAAUCGAUUCAGUUAGAAAGCCCAGAGGGAUCUAGUGCAGUAUGGAAAACUGUUUUGUCAGUGGACCGAUGAUCCACACAUGAACCAAAACUUCCUGAAUCUGUAGGGUACAGACCACCUCUGGAGUUUAUUAACAAAGUGUUCAGAUCUAAGGAAGGAUUCCGAAGAGACUUCCCGUCUAUACAUCUGCUAAAAUGGCCGAAGAAAACCCUCCUCUCAAACAUUUCCUGACCUGCAACGUGUGCACUGAGAUCUUCAAGGACCCGGCGUCUCUGGGCUGUCACCACAGCUUCUGUUCCAGCUGUCUCCAGGACUUCUGGGCCCAAGCUGAGAACAAGAACUGUCCCGUCUGUAAGAGGAAAUCCUCAAAGGAUCUAGUCGUUAACUUUUCCAUCAAGGAGCUCGCUGACUCCUACGCUGGAAGACAGAGGUCUGACCCCUCUGAUGAGGCCCAGGGGGUCUGCACUGAGCACUUAAAGGAUAUCAAGUGGUUCUGUAAGGACGAGCAGAGAGCUGUGUGUCAUGUGUGUGAGUUCCCUCACCACCAGGGUCACACGCUGGUUCCUCUAGGAGAACCAGUCCAGGAGCUGAAGCAGCAGCUGACACAUGACCUCACGGCUCUACAGGCCAGGAGGAGCAGACACCAGGAGCUGGAGGAGACGUAUGAGGCCAUGGUUCCUCACCUUAAGGAACAGCGGGUGAAGACCGAGAGGCGGAUCAGAGCAGAGUUUGAACAGCUUCACCGGUUCCUGAGAGAGGAAGAGAAGGCCAGAGUGGCGGUCCUGAGAGAGGAAGAGGAGCAGAAGAGGAAGAGGAUCCUCCUGGAGAGGAAGACCCUUCAGGAGCAGAUCCGGUCUCUCUCAGAGGGUCUCUCGGCUGUAGAAGCAGACCUGCAGAAGGACGGCCUGUCGUUCCUCAGCGCUUCCACACGCUCCCGGACCAGCGCCAGAGCCCUGCUCUCCGGUUCUGAUCCCCAGCUGCUUCCUGGAGCGCUGCUGGACGAGGCCAAACACCUGGGAAACCUGGCCCACCGAGUCUGGGAGGAGAUGGGGCAGAGGACCACCUUCAGCCCCGUUACUCUGGACCCAAACACUGCAGCACGCUGGCUCUCUCUGUCUGAUGAUCUGACCAGUCUGAGACAUAGCAAAGUAAUCCAGAAGGUUCCUAACAACCCAGAGAGGUUCAGUCAGUACGCUGAGGUUCUGGGUUCUGAGGGCUUCAGCUCAGGGGAACACUGCUGGGAGGUGGAGGUGGGAGACCAUCCUCACUGGAGAAUAGGUGUUGCUAAAGAGUCAGUGGACAGGAGAGGAGAGCGUACGGCUUCACCAGCUAAUGGAAUCUGGAGUUUAUUCUAUACCAGUGGAAAGUACACUCAGGGUACUGGUCAAACCCUGACAUUGAAGAGGACUCCAGAGAGGAUCAGAGUCCAGCUGGACUAUGAUGGAGGGGAGGUGUCCUUCUACGACGAAGCUAUGACUCUCAUCUGCAUCUAUCAAGACACUUUCACUGACAACAUCUUCCCUUGGUUUGGUGUUGGACCAGCAGGUGCAGCCCAGACCAAAGCUGUUAGAGUGUGUGGUGACUCCUCACGCACUAAGCCAUGUAAAUGAAUGUAACCUUGUCAGUUCUGUUUGCCUGCUAGAGUCUCUAGUAUGUAGAAACAUGGUAUCAUAUAUAUAUAUUUAUACAACGGGGGACCUAAAUCCAGCGAUCUGAUUGGUUCCCAACUGUUGUAUAAUGAGCGUAUACAUAACUGCUAUGA